This is a messenger RNA of Lethenteron reissneri (Far Eastern brook lamprey), 1524 nucleotides long. RefSeq names its product helicase POLQ-like. The record is from RefSeq and is a predicted model, not a curated record. Gene Ontology annotation, molecular function: nucleic acid binding; ATP binding. NCBI's taxonomy places the organism in Eukaryota, Metazoa, Chordata, Hyperoartia, Petromyzontiformes, Petromyzontidae.
AACAAGGGCACGAGCAUAGAUCGCAUCAAGAAAACGCUCGUGGCAAACGCGUGGGCGGCAGCUACCCGCGUGGUCUCGCGCACCAGGCACCUGCAGGAGUCUGCGCUGUCGCACGAGAGGCAGAUCGCCACGGAGACUUGUGCUGAUGACAGCCAGUUUGAGAUUGGGCCUUUCUAUGGGCUUCCCACGAAGGUGCACAGCCUUCUGCAACAACAGCGUGGCAUUAAAGAGCUCUACGCCUGGCAGCACGACUGCUUGUCCCUGGACUCCGUGAGACGAGGGAAGAAUCUGAUUUACUCUUUACCGACAAGUGGCGGCAAGACGCUCGUGGCAGAGAUCCUCAUGCUGAGGCAGCUGCUCUGCAAGAGAACGGACGCUCUGCUCAUUCUUCCCUACGUUGCCAUCGUCCAGGAGAAGGUGCGGAGCCUGUCUGUGUUUGGUGUGGAGCUUGAAAUCUUCAUAGAGGAAUACGCGGGAAGCAAGGGGCGCAUGCCACCGCGAAAACACCGAAAGAAGAAUUCUCUCUACAUCGCCACCAUUGAGAAAGCCCACAGCCUGGUCAACGCCCUUCUAGGAGGGCGCAUGAAGGAGAUUGGCCUGAUCGUUGUGGAUGAGCUGCACAUGUUGGGCGAAGGUGGCAGCCGUGGGGCCACCCUGGAGCAGACGCUGGCCAAGGUUCAGUAUGCGUCAAAAACAACUCAGGUCAUCGGUAUGAGUGCCACUCUGAGCAACAUCAAGGACUUGCAAAAAUUCCUGAAUGCGGAGUUGUACACUAACGAUUUUCGACCGGUCCAGUUAAGAGAGUACAUUAAGCUUGGAGACUCUAUCUACGAGGUAAACAACAAGGCUCGGUGUCCAGAAGAAAGCUUCAGUUUUAUCCGACUGCUCAGUCACAAGUACUCAAGCGCAAUGCUGAAGACGGACCCAGACCACAUCGUGGCUCUGGUCACGGAAGUCAUCCCCGCUCACUCCUGUCUCGUCUUCUGCCCCACGAAGAAGAACUGCGAGAAUGUGGCAGAGAUGAUCUGCAAGUACCUGGCAAAGACGUUCCUGCGUCACCGGCAGGAGAAACAUGCGCUGCUCGCCGAGCUGCGGGCCGACGGGGAGCUGUGUCCCGUGCUGCGGCACACGGUCCCCUACGGCCUGGCCUACCACCACGGCGGCCUCACGGGCGAGGAGCGCCGCCUCAUCGAGGAGGCCUACUUUGGCGGCACGCUCUGCCUGCUGGCGUGCACCUCCACGCUGGCGGCCGGCGUCAAUCUACCGGCACGCAGGGUGAUCCUCCGCUCCCCCUACAUCGGCAAUUCCUUCCUAAGCCGAAGCCAGUACAAGCAGAUGGUGGGCCGUGCCGGGCGGGCGGGGAUAGACGCGUCGGGAGAGAGCAUCACCAUCGUCAACAGCAGGGACAAGCCCAAGGUGGUGACGCUACUUGUGGAUGGACCAUUUGAAGUUUGCCAGAGUAGCCUGGCACAUGCAGAUGGAAAAGGAGUUCAAAGCCUACUCCUGUCACUCAUUGGCUUGAAG